This is a messenger RNA of Humulus lupulus (European hop), 414 nucleotides long. RefSeq lists its product as uncharacterized. The transcript has 2 exons. NCBI's taxonomy places the organism in Eukaryota, Viridiplantae, Streptophyta, Magnoliopsida, Rosales, Cannabaceae. The record is from RefSeq and is a predicted model, not a curated record. The coding region runs from base 1 to 414 and encodes 137 amino acids.
AUGUCACCAUAUCAGUUGGUGUAUGGGAAGCCUUGCCAUCUACCAGUAGAGCUAGAGCAUAAGGCUUGGUGGGAUGUAAAGAAGUGUAACAUGGACAUGGUUGAUGUAGGACAACAACAAAUGCUUCAAUUGCAUGAGCUAGAAGAAAUACGCAAUGAAGCAUAUGAGAGCUCGAGAAUCUACAAGGAGAAAACCAAAGCUUUUCAUGAUAAACAUAUUCUUCGAAAGAGUUUUGUGGAAGGUCCGUUCACUAUUACCAAGGUUUUUCCUCAUGGAGCGGUCGAAGUUGUAAGUCCGAGUACCGGAAAGUCAUUCAAUGUGAAUGGUCAGAGAUUAAAGCCAUAUUACAAAUCAAUGGAGAAAGAACAAGCUGUUGUGAUUCACCUCAUUGACCUGGUAUAUGUUGAUGAAUGA